This is a messenger RNA of Pogoniulus pusillus (Red-fronted tinkerbird), 2008 nucleotides long. RefSeq names its product parvalbumin, thymic CPV3. The coding region runs from base 25 to 354 and encodes 109 amino acids. The record is from RefSeq and is a predicted model, not a curated record. Gene Ontology annotation, cellular component: cytoplasm. Gene Ontology annotation, molecular function: calcium ion binding. The transcript is spliced from 4 exons. Lineage: Eukaryota; Metazoa; Chordata; Aves; Piciformes; Lybiidae.
UAUACUGUUUUGCACAGGUAGAAAAUGAGCCUUGCAGACAUUCUAAGCCCUUCUGAUAUUGCUGCUGCUCUGCGGGACUGCCAAGCUCCAGAUUCCUUUAGUCCCAAAAAAUUCUUUCAGAUCAGUGGGAUGUCUAAAAAGAGUAGCAGCCAGAUCAAGGAGAUCUUCCGGAUUCUCGACAAUGAUCAAAGUGGCUUUAUUGAGGAAGAUGAGCUCAAGUAUUUCCUUCAGAGGUUUGAGUGUGGAGCCAGAGUGUUAACUGCCUCAGAAACCAAGACCUUCCUGUCAGCAGCAGAUCACGAUGGGGAUGGGAAAAUUGGGGCUGAAGAAUUCCAAGAAUUGGUGCAGUCUUAGAGGUUCAAAAGGACCAAACAAGGUGGAAUUGGGAUGAAUCUGCAUGAGACACUCCAAAACCUUGACAUGAUGGUGACAGUGUCUGUUAUUUGUUCAUUGCCUUAGCAACAUAAUGAAACAGUGAUUGCUGAUUUUUUUUUUCAUCGUGUGGACCAUUUAUCAUGUUCUAACUCUAUUUUAGCAGGCACUUCCCUUUAAAAUAUCCAAUAAAAAUUAAUCAUAUGCUGUAGCUUGCGUCUGGUUUUCUGACUGCUAAACUGAUAUUAAAAAGUGUUAAUCCCUCCAAGAUCAUGAUAGACCUUUAUAUAUGAACAUCUGUUGAAAUCAGUGUGAGGACUGUUUGUAACAGGUGUUCUGGGUUAAGUUUGAUGUCCUUGAAACACUCAGGUCUUUGUCAAAACCCAGAUGUAGUUGUGAGGUAGGUGAGGAUAAAAUCUCACCACCAAGCAAAAAACAGUUAGGUAGUCUUGCUUAAGUGGUUUCUGCAUGAGAUUGCUCCAGUUUCUAACUGCUCUUUUUGUAUUAGCCAGUUAUGAGAACUAGAACAUAAACCCCAUAUGCUUUGGUGCAGAAAGGAUUAAAAGGAAAGUCUAUGUGGACUUGAGGUUUCCAGUAAUGGUGAGGGUUUAAAAAACAGAGGGGAAGCAAUAAAAAAAAGGAACCAAUUAUCUUCUUGGUGGUAUUUCUAAGUGUUCUCAAUAGGGAGGACUAAGUAUGAUGGAAGAAUUUGUAGAAAUACAUGUUAAAAAUGAUCCAAUGUACUCCUCCUGCUAUUUCCAGGCUAUGUUACAAGUGUCCUUCACAAAAGCACCUGUGUGUGGGCAUGCUGAAGAAAUAUCUUUUUAUGAAGAAACAACUCAGUCACUAGAAAAGACAGAGUCUGGUGGUCUGAUGGAGUAUUUAUAUAUCCACUUGUUUUCUCAACCCCAGCAAGUGCUGUAGCCUGCAGUUCACGCACAGGCAGCUUGUAGGAGUCAGUAGAAUGCAAGAGAAGCCUUUUCAGGAAAGGGAAUGGUUUAGUCACUGCCGUUUCAAUACAUUUCUUCCUGGGCUGCCAACGACUACAUUCCAAAUUAACUGCAUUUUUUUCUUCUCAAAAGUCUCUGUGUACACUGCAGAAAAACACCAAAGUGGGAGCUGCAUUGUUUAUGAGCUAUUGCUAGGGAAGAGCCUAAAGAAUCUGAAUGCUCUCUCUUCCAGAGCAACAAAGCCACAGAACCCAGACGGCUGUGCUUUGAUAUGCUUAGCCCUUUUCUCUCUCUCAGUCUAUAUUCUUCAAACCUAAUAAAACAACGGUUGAAAAAUUCCUGUUGGCCUCAAACAUAUUUAUUAUCAAAUCAAAAGCAGUUCAAUGAAUAAACGUUCUCCAUUACUCAGCGUGAAGAAGAGCUAAUGGAGUGCCUAAUGUCUGCUGCACCACUGCAAAUUCUAGAAUGAUUCACUCCUAAAUACUCAUCUCUCUGUUUUCUCUGCAACUGUCUACACUUCUGGGAGCCAAGAUAUAUCUACUGCCUUUAAAAUAAAAAAGAUCUAUAAAUACAUAUACAUUAACCUACAAUUCCUCACACUUGGUGAUUGAAAAACAGAAUUUUUUGUCUCUGUGUUUUCAGCAGCUUAAUUUGGCAUACCAGUGGCUCAUAAGAUGAGUAUAUAC